Molecule: messenger RNA, 3256 nt
Organism: Trichechus manatus latirostris (Florida manatee)
Lineage: Eukaryota; Metazoa; Chordata; Mammalia; Sirenia; Trichechidae
Product: protocadherin beta-11
Exons: 1
Coding region: 593-2989 (798 amino acids)
Biological process (GO): homophilic cell-cell adhesion
Cellular component (GO): plasma membrane
Molecular function (GO): calcium ion binding
Source: RefSeq, a predicted model, not a curated record
AUUUAAUUCAGUUUAACAAUCAGUUAUACCUUCCUUGUUUCAGGCUUUCAAUCGUCUCCAAAAAAAUUAGAAGCUCCUUGAGGACAGGAAUCAUGGCUUUUAUUUCUGUAUUCAUCACAACUGUGCACGUUUAGUUAUGUGCAGAGAGGGGAGGGAUAUUUAAUAAAUGUUUUAAAACAAAUACUAACAGCAUCACAAACUAUAGGGAAUUUAAAACAGUUAAGAUGGAAUACAGAAUAUAUUUGUAAUUAGUUAAGGAACAGAAUGGAUAAAACAGUAUCUGUUUCUGGGGGACAUCUAUGCAGAAGGAAUUUAGGUAGCUUUCAUCAGACUGUAAAAAUCUGUGGAGACGCGUGGUGGCGCUGCAGGAUAACAUCGCGAAAACAAUUAACUGGCUAAUGUUCUGGACACUGUUACCCAGUGCACACGAGAAUUGGGAAGACAGAAAGAAUAGCUAGAGUGACCCAGAAGCCAUUCAACACGGUUAAAGUCUUAGACCUCCGAGGAUUGGGCGGAUAGAUCAGAGGCACAAUUCCCAGAAUUGCGAGGUAGAGCUGAAGCGAUUUUGCAGGAAGCCUUUGGGAAAGGAGCUAUGGAGAACGGAGGGCCAGGCGCUCUACGGAUAAGGCAAGUCCUGCUUCUCUUUGUCUUGCUGGGAAUGUCUGAGGUGGGCUCUGAGUCAGGGCGCUUUUCUGUCGCAGAGGAAAUGCAGAGCGGGAGCUUUAUAGGUAAUGUGGCAAAAGACUUGGGACUGGAGGUGGGGGAGCUAUCCUUGCGUGGGGCACAAGUGGUCUCUAAGGAUAACAAACAGCAUUUGCAACUGGAUGUAAACACGGGAGAUUUGCUCCUAAGCGAAACACUAGACCGGGAAGAGCUCUGUGGCUCCACCCAGCCAUGUGUGCUGCAUUUCCAGGUGUUAAUGAAAAACCCCUUGCAGUUUUUUCAAAUUGAGCUCGAGGUCAGGGACAUAAAUGAUCAUUCUCCCGUUUUUCUGGAAAAAGAAAUGCUCCUAGAAAUCCCAGAGAACAGUCCUGUCGGUGCUGUGUUCUUACUAGAAAGUGCAAAGGAUUUGGAUGUAGGAGUCAACACUCUAAAAAACUACACAGUCAGCCCCUACUCUAAUUUCCACGUUAAAAUGAGAGUCAAUCCAGACAAUAGGAAAUACCCAGAGUUGGUUUUGGACAAAGCACUGGAUUACGAAGAGCAGCCUGAGUUCAGUUUCAUCCUCACUGCUCUAGAUGGCGGCUCUCCGCCCAGAUCCGGGACUGCCUUGGUUCGAGUCGUGGUUGUGGACAUUAACGACAACUCCCCUGAGUUUGAACAGCCCUUUUAUGAGGUGAAGAUUCCAGAGAAUAGCGUCUUAGGUUCGCCAGUUGUGACUGUGUCAGCUUGGGAUUUAGACUCAGGAACAAACGGGGAAAUAUCAUACACUUUGUCCCAUGCCUCAGAAGAUAUUUGCAAAACAUUUGAAAUUAAUCAAAAGUCUGGAGAAGUUAGUCUAACCGCACUCUUGGAUUUUGAAACAAUUGAAUCAUACUCGAUAAUCAUUCAAGCCACAGAUGGAGGUGGCCUUUUUGGAAAAUCAGCAGUAAGAAUUCAGGUGAUGGAUGUGAAUGACAAUCUUCCCGAAGUCACCGUGUCAUCAAUUAUCAGCCCAAUCCCUGAAAAUUCACCUGAGACUGUGGUUGUGGUUUUUAGUAUCCUAGACAGAGAUUCCGGGGACAACGGGAGAAUGAUUUGUUCUAUCCCAGAAGACCUCCCAUUUAUGCUAAAACCUUCCGUUGAGAAUUACUACACAUUGGAAACGGAGAGAACACUGGACAGAGAAAGCAGAGCCGAGUACAACAUCACCAUCACCGUCACAGACUUGGGUACCCCCAGGCUGAAAACACAACACAACAUAAUCUUGCUCGUCUCCGACGUCAAUGACAACGCACCGACCUUCGCCCAAACCUCCUACACCCUCUUCAUCCGUGAGAACAACAGCCCCGCCCUGCACAUGGGCAGCGUCAGCGCCACAGACAGAGACUCAGGCACCAACGCCCAAGUCACCUACUCGCUGCUGCCGCCCCAGGACCCGCACCUCCCUCUCUCCUCCUUGGUCUCCAUCAACGCGGACAACGGGCACCUGUUCGCUCUCAGGUCGCUGGAUUACGAGGCCCUGAGAACCUUCGAGUUCCGCGUGGGCGCGACAGACGCAGGCUCUCCGGCGCUGAGCAGCGAGGCGCCGGUGCGCGUGGUGGUCGUGGACGAAAACGACAACUCGCCCUUCGUGCUGUACCCGCUGCAGAACGGCUCUGCGCCCUGCACCGAGCUGGUGCCCAGGGCGGCUGAGGCGGGCUACCUGGUGACCAAGGUGGUGGCGGUGGACGGCGACUCGGGCCAGAACGCCUGGCUGUCCUACCAGCUGCUCAAGGCCACGGAGCCCGGGCUGUUCAGCGUGUGGGCGCACAAUGGCGAGGUGCGCACCGCCAGGCUGCUGAGCGAGCGCGACGCCGCCAAGCACAGACUCGUCGUUCUGGUCAAGGACAAUGGCGAGCCGCCAAUGUUGGCCAGCGUCACGCUGCAAGUGCUCCUUGUGGACAGUUUCUCGCAGCCCUACCUGCCACUGCCGGAGGUCGCCGCGGACAAGACCCAGGCCGACUCGCUCACGGUCUACUUGGUCAUUGCGUUGGCGUCGGUCUCGUUGCUCUUCCUGUUCUCCGUGCUUCUGUUCGUCGCUGUGCGGCUGUGCAGGAGGAACAGAGCUGCCUCGCUGGGUCGCCGCUCGGUGCCUGAGGGCCACUUUCCAGACCACUUGGUGGACGUUAGUGGCACAGGGACUUUGUCUCAGAGGUACCUCUAUGAGGCGUUUCUGACGGGAAGCUCAGAAACAAGUGAGUUUAAGUUCUUGAAGCCAAUUAUCCCCAAUUUCCCGCCCCAGGGCCCUGGAAAAGAAAGAAAGGAAAGUCCUUCCUUCCGCAAUAGCUUUGGGUUCAAUAUUCAGUGACCAUAUUUGGCUUUUAUAUUCCAUAUGCAUUUUGUUUUGUGGCACUUCCAAACCAAUGUUUGUUUUCCCCAAUUUGUGUGUACUUUAAAUUGUACUGAUAUUACUUAAUAUUUUCUCAUGUUCUCUGAACUUGUGCUUUUAAAUGAAAGUUUGUCUGUGGUUGUAAUGAGAUUGUAAUUUACUCUCUAACCCAGGAGAUCUUAAUUUAUAAUUAAUUUGCCUCUGUAAAUGACAACACCAAAUCACCUUCUUUCCAUGUCCCCUACU